UGACAAAUAUGUCUAAAUAUUUCAAGUACCCGAUAACAACAAACAUAUAGACUAUAUAUUUAGGAAUGUGUGAUAAAAAUAAAAGUUAAGAAAACCAUAUUUUACGAAAAUUGCCGGAAUCUAUGUGCCAUUUCGUUUUUUGUAAAGUUUCUCGACCUGAUUGGCCGCAUAAAAAUCAAAAUAGCUAGCUUUUGAUGUUCCGCUUCUACAAGUUGUACUCGUUGUACAUGAACAACAUGGCCAGUGGACCUGCAGGGCAGCGGGAGUGGUGCCUGUGCGAGAAACUGCCGCGGGCGGUGCUCCACAUCCCGGUGAACCAUCGUCAGAUCUGCCAGGUGUGCGGAUUGGCCAGGCGCCCCCAGGCUGGACACGAUUCCUCCAGCGACAAGGAUGUAGAUCAGGGCACCGAGGAGCAGAAGACGAUUAUCCCUGAGCAAAGCCAAGUGGAGGAGCCCAAAAAAAGCCUAAAGACUCGGGUAAAGGUAACCAUUAGGGGCAAGAAGCCGAAAGCCAAGAAUUGUUGCCGGACGAACUGCCACAAGUGUGGUGGCUUGGCCAAAGCAGAAGUUGUCCAGGAAGGUACUGAAGCACCCAAAGAGAUGAAGUUCAAGCGGUACCCGGGGCGUCAUGGCUUGUACUGGAAACCGAAGGGGAUGAUGAGCCGUCGACAGGUGGCCAAAGCACCGCCACCUUCGACGCCGUCAUCAUCUCUUACGCUAUCGCCAUUGCCUUCAUCAUCGCCCACAGCACCACCACCACCACCACUCCCUCAUCAAGAACCGGAAUCCGCACGGUCGGAGAUGCCAAGCCUGGUGGCCAUGGCCCAUACCGUUUCCAAUCCAAAAAACAACCUGCUACAGAACUACAACAAUCUAUUUGUCAGUAACUUUAUACCCUUACAGAGUCCCAUUACGGAUACUUUUGGGGGAGCUAUCUCCAAGAGGAGCAGGAACAGCAUUCGCCCACGCAUCCACAGGAGUCGCCCAUUGCCACCACUUUCCAAAGUCUUAACCAAUAUCUUGAGCAGCCAAAACUCGAAGGAUGACAGAGAGAUGGGUGGUGGAUUGAGUAGCUGCAACUGUAAGGACUCGCAAUCGACCGAUUCCGAGCUGGCUAGCCAGUUCUGUCCAUUUGAUCAGUAUGAAGGUCCAUCCGAAGAUGCUCUUGUCGUGAAUAGCGCCCGAUAUAUGCUCCAUCGACCGAAAUCACUGCACGUCGAACCACGACAGGAUGUGCACAACAAUCGCAUUGAAUCUUUGAACUUUCAGUUCAGCUCUACCAAGAACACCCCGAGUCCAAACGCUGACAAUCUAUCGGGCAUCCUAUUCAUGACGCAUUCAGUAAAACCAGACCAACCAACAGCUCGACCCCCAAACCGGCAGUUACUCAGCAGAGCAAUCGGGAAAUUAAGGCGAAAGAGUCGGAAGUCGGAGUCGAGAGAUCUUCCUUUUUAACCUCAAUCAUGGACAAAGUAUUCAACUCACAGGAAUCGAAAAGCUCAAACUACGUGGAUGACAAGAUACCAGAAUUGGAGGAUAUUAAU
Messenger RNA from Drosophila sechellia, 1543 nucleotides. RefSeq lists its product as uncharacterized. The transcript is spliced from 2 exons. The record is from RefSeq and is a predicted model, not a curated record. The coding region runs from base 195 to 1454 and encodes 419 amino acids. NCBI's taxonomy places the organism in Eukaryota, Metazoa, Arthropoda, Insecta, Diptera, Drosophilidae.